Molecule: messenger RNA, 633 nt
Organism: Erythranthe guttata (spotted monkey flower)
Lineage: Eukaryota; Viridiplantae; Streptophyta; Magnoliopsida; Lamiales; Phrymaceae
Cellular component (GO): mitochondrial large ribosomal subunit
Molecular function (GO): structural constituent of ribosome
Source: RefSeq, a predicted model, not a curated record
UUACACUGAAGCCAUUACCUAGCUCGGAGAAGAACCUCCCCUAAACCAGCUUCUGCUUAAAGCAACAAACACAGUGCAGCAGCUAUAAAGACAUGCCAAUUGCUCUCGUCAGAUCAUUGAGAGGUGCCUUCUCAGUGAAGGAGGUUGUUGGGGUGGUGGGCCGGAGAACAUUUGCUGCCGGUGCUAAAAAGAAAGGCUCUAAAGGUGGUGCCGCCUCAGAUGCUCCAAAAGCAUCCCUGCUGAGCAACGAAGUGAAAUCGACUACCGUUUUUGGUGCGAAUAUUCUAAAAGAUGGGCAAGACCCUAAAAUCUUGCCCGAUUCUGAGUACCCGGAUUGGUUGUGGCAUUUGCUUGAUAAAAAGCCGCCUCUCAGUGAGUUGAAGAGAAAAGACAUAAAAACCCUUCCGUAUGACGAUCUGAAACGGUUUGUGAAGCUGGAUAACCGAGCAAGGAUCAAGGAGAAUAAUUCUCUCAAAGCCAAGAAUUAAGUUGGAGCUUUUUAAAUAGGGAAUUAGUGUUUCGUUUUGAACAUUUCGCUUGGACUGUUUUUUUUGGAUAUUUCGUGCUUUGUUGAAGCUUCAAUUCGUACAAUUAGUUACUAUCAAUUAAAUGUUGGUUUCGAACAUUUAUGCA